Molecule: messenger RNA, 2949 nt
Organism: Rosa chinensis
Lineage: Eukaryota; Viridiplantae; Streptophyta; Magnoliopsida; Rosales; Rosaceae
Exons: 6
Coding region: 1-2949 (982 amino acids)
Source: RefSeq, a predicted model, not a curated record
AUGGAUUGCAAUAAUUUUCGUAAAUAUAGCCCAGACCAAGUUGAGGAUCAUUUAUAUGCAAAUGGAAUGGCUAAGGAUUACACUAAGUGGACAGAUCAUGGAGAAAAUGAUGAUGAUUUUGAACUAGAAGAUGAUAUUUUGGAAUCUGAAAAUGAAGAGGAUGUUGAUGAUGUAGUUGAAAUGUUAAAUGAUUUCCAAGCUCAUGAUGAUAGGGAAUCUCAAGAACAUGUCCCUAUUAUGGAAGAAAAUAAGUUUAGACGAUUGAUGAGGGAUGCAGAGCAAGAAUUAUAUCCUGCGUUGCUUGAGUUAGUGAAAGAGGCAUUACCUGAUGGAAAUACAUGUCCUAGAUCUCAUUAUGAAUCAAAGAAGAUUAUACGAGACUUGGGUCUUAGUUAUGACAAGAUCCAUGCAUGUAAAAAUGAUUGUGUACUCUUUUGGGAGGAGUAUGAAGAUAAAUUGGAGUGUCCAAUAUGUCAGGAACCUAGGUACUCUUUUGACAAUGGCAAGAAGAAGAUUCCCCAGAAAAUCUUGAGAUACUUUCCCUUAACUCCAAGGCUGCAAAGAUUGUUUAUAUCAAAGAAAACAGCUGUAGAUAUGAAAUGGCACAAGGAUAAACGACCAGAUGAUGAGUAUAUGAGGCAUCCUGCUGAUUCUCAAGUGUGGAAGGACUUUGAUCUAAAGCAUGAGUCAUUUGCCAUGGAUUCUCGCAAUGUUAGGCUUGGAUUAUCAACUGAUGGUUUUAAUCCAUUUGGUAAUUUAAGUACCUCUUAUAGCAUGUGGCCUGUUUUUCUUGUUCCAUACAAUCUUCCGCCGUGGAAAUGCAUGAAAGAUCCAUACUUCAUGAUGUCAUUACUUAUUCCUGGACCAAGAGCUCCUGGAAAUGACAUUGACGUGUUUCUACAACCAUUAAUCAAAGAAUUGAAGCAAUUAUGGGAGGUUGGGGUUGAUACAUAUGAUGCUGGUUCUGGACACAAUUUCCGUUUAAGAGCUGCACUAUUGUGGACAAUAAACGACUUUCCUGCAUAUGCAAAUUUGUCUGGAUGGAGUACCAAAGGAAAAAUGGCGUGUCCUACUUGCAAUGACCAGAGACCUCAUCAAUGGUUGAACAGUUGGCAAAAAACUAUAUAUUAUGAUCACCGUCGUUUUCUGCCACAAAAUCACAGAUUCAGAAAAAAUUUGGAGUUUAAUAGUAAAGUUGAGAAGAGAUUAAAACCUGCUUUAUUAUCAGGGGAUGAUGUGGUUUGCCAAUUGACUCAUGUUUCACAACCGUGUUUUGGAAAGGGGAAGAAGAGGAAGCGUUGUGCUGAUCAUUUGAAUUGGACAAAACGAAGCAUUUUCUUUGACUUACCCUAUUGGCACACACUCAAGCUACGCCACAACCUUGAUGUAAUGCACAUAGAAAAAAAUAUUUGUGAUAAUAUUUUGGGUACAUUGAUGGACACUGAAGGUAAGACGAAGGACUCAUAUAAGACUCGUCUUGAUAUGGAAGAGAUGGGCAUCAAGUCCGAUUUACACCCCAAAUGUAUUGAUGGUGUGAUUAAGUUUAGACCAGCAUAUUACACUUUUAAUAUAGAUGAGAGGAAAGGUUUUUGUGAGUUCUGUAGUUGUACGAAACUUCCAGAUGGCAUGGCUUCAAAUAUCUCUAAUUGUGUGAACAUUGCUGAUUCUAAGAUUUAUGGUUUGAAAAGUCACGAUUGCCACAUUAUAUUGCAGCGACUUCUUCCUGUAGCCUUGCGUGGGUACUUGUCUAAAGAUGUUCGUGAGGUCAUUAUUAAAUUAUGUUUAUUCUUUAAGGAGUUGACUUCCAAGACUUUGAGAUUGGAUGUUUUGGAAAGGCUGGAUAAGGAUAUUGUCGUACUCCUAUGCAAGUUAGAGUUGAACUUCCCACCCUCAUUUUUCAACAUUAUGACUCAUUUGCCAAUUCACUUGGCUUAUGAGGCCAUACUUGCUGGACCAGUACAAUAUCGAUGGAUGUUUCCAUUUGAGAGGAUUAUUGCAGAAACAAAGCCCACCCUGAAGGAUCAAUUGCGGAAGGUUAUUGUGAUUGUGAAUGCCUGCAUUUUGCUCCAUAAUGUUAAGUUGUUAAAGGGGGCAGUUGAUGAUGUUCUUAGCCUAACUGACUUUGCAAGGAUUCGAUGGGAACAUAAAGCAGAACUUGAGAGGCAAAAUAUUCCAAACAUAGAAAAAGAACAACAACAGAAAUUUCAUAAAUGGUUUUUGCGACGUGUUCAACAGAUGCAAGUUGAGGGUUCAACAGAAGAUGUUGAAUCCUUACUAUACUUGGCCAGUGGACCUCAACGUGAAGUGGCACGAUAUAGUGGGUGUAUCAUCAAUGGCAUAAGGUUUCAUACUCAGAAACGCGAUGCAAAUAAAAAAACUCAAAACUAUGGAGUGGUAGUCAAAGGAGAGCAUCGUGGUAAAAGUAUCGACUUUUAUGGUGUUUUGAAAGAUAUAAUUGUGUUAUCAUACCUUGGAAAUAAUCAAGUGAUCGUUUUCAAAUGUGAUUGGCCGGAUCUCAAUGCAAGAAGGGGAAUUCAAGUUGAUGAGAACCAGUUUACAAGUGUUAAUUUUACCAAAAAAUGGUAUAUGAAUGAUCCAUUUGCAUUGGCAUGUCAAACACAGCAAGUAUACUAUUUGAAAGAUACAAAGCAUGGUAGUAAUUGGCGUGUUGUAGAAAGGUCGCAGCCUAGAGGGAUGUAUGAUUUUACAGAAAAAGAAACUGAAGUGGGUGAUUCAUUAGAGGAGGUCGAAGAUCCAUAUCAGCAAGAGUCACAUGGGUAUGUCGAUUCAGUUGAAGUUGAUGUUGGAGAGACGUCAUUACAUAGAGAUGACAUGGAUAUGAUCGUUGUUGAUUUGAAUGCUAAAGAUAGUGAUGCAGAAGAUGGCGACUUUAAUGAUGAAGAUAAUGAGUUGAUGUCUUAUGAUGAUAUCGAGGAUGACUCUACGUGA